GAUUCUGCCUCUUCCCUUAGGGCGGAGCCCCUGGACUCCCAGCUUCCUUGCCAGGGAGGAGGAGAGACAUCCAUCUGCUGGGGCCUGAGUGUGGCCUGGGGGACAGGCCGUCGGUCCCGGAAUGCCCCUGCCUGAGCCCAGCGAGCAGGAGGCUGAGAGCGUGAAGGCCAGCCAGGAGCCAUCCCCAGGCACCGAUGUCGUCCCUGCAGCUCCCAAGAAGCCCAGGAAGUUCUCCAAACUGGUCCUGCUGACAGCCUCCAAAGACAGUGCCAAGGUGGCCGGUGCCAAGCGUAAAGGGGUGCACUGUAUCAUGUCCCUGGGGGUGCCCGGCCCCGCCACCCUUGCCAAGGCCCUCCUCAAGAUCCACCCCGAGGCUCAGCGAGCCAUUGAGGCAGCUCCCCAGGAGCCGGAGCAGAAACGCAGCAAACUGGACACAGAUGGAAAAGAAGCCGGAAGAUUGGCAGGGCGGCCUGCCCGCAGUCCCUCACCAGGUGCCAAGGAGCCCACCGUGUGCCCCAGCAUGCCCAGCAAGUCCCUGUAACCCUGACCACGGCGGUGGGGCCUUGCUGGGCCAGUGAACUUGGCUGUGACUUCUCCCUGGGACCAGCUGUGACUGGUUUUCACUCUUAACAUUGUGUCAUUUUUUUCAGAUCAAGCAUAAGUUUCUUUUGUAAGCAGAAAAAAAAAUUCAGGAAAGAGAAUAAAGAAGCUGUACACUAGACCCCAUCAUGGACAGGUUUUAAGAAUUCCAUGAUUCUGGGUCCUUUGAGGCCCAGCCCCAGCCCCAUCCCCCAGGGGCCUCUCCACACAUACCUGCCCCCAUCCAGCCUUUCCCCAGAGCUGCCAGCGGCCUGGGCCCCAUCUCUCAGACUCCAGGUGCUCUCUGGGGCCUCUGUCUCCCAGGGCCUCACACCCCGGGGCCCCCUCAGCCUGGAAAGCCAGCUACUGGGCCAGAGACCUGGUGGGGUCUCUGAGGCAUCCUCUUCCUGCUGCCUUGGCCUAAAAGGGGGUGGUGGGACCUCCAGCCCUGAGCCCCCGGGUCACCAGUCCCAGCCAGUCCCCAGGAUGCUCCUGGCAGCUCCUGCUGGACCCUCUGGAGGCUCACCUCCUCCAGGCAGCCACACAGACUGAGGCACCCCCUCCACAGGGCCCUCCCGUUCAUGACAGCCCCGGGUUCUGCUGAGGAGGGGGUGGGCCCCAACACAAGUGUGUGGUGCCCCAUCAUGUUCCUUCUGGGUGGUUUGGGGGCUGAGGGAGAUUUCCUGGGACGAGCCCCUCCCCAGGCCCCCCUGCUGGGGGAGGAGACAGGAAACACACAGUUCCCUUCCUUCAGGGAGGCAGGGCCCCUGAGGUCUGGAGGGGAAAAGCUCCCCUCCUGUAGCUUCCCCAGGGGAUCCUCAUUCUUUGAAAACUGCCACUGGGUGAGAGGAAAUGGAUUAUAUUUUAAAUGUGGAGUUUAGAGGCCUUAUGUUUUUAAACAACAUUUUCCAAAUUUAAUUAGUACCUAUUGACUCCCUCUUAGGGAAGCGGGUCCCUCAGCAGUUUUCUCUCCCAACUCUCCGUUUUGCUGUCAUUUUUACAGUGUGAUUGUUUGUAAUAUUUAUA
Equus quagga is the source of this 1605-nucleotide messenger RNA. Its product is annotated as FLYWCH family member 2-like. The coding region runs from base 122 to 541 and encodes 139 amino acids. The record is from RefSeq and is a predicted model, not a curated record. The transcript is spliced from 2 exons. Lineage: Eukaryota; Metazoa; Chordata; Mammalia; Perissodactyla; Equidae.